AACCAGAUUCUAUUCUUUGACAAUUUCUUGCCCUGAAUUAAUCAUGGCGACUUCGCUGACAAUGCCAUUAACUUCUUCUAGAAUGCUGCACACUUGAACUCCAUCUGUCAUCUAUGACAACAAGAGAUCCAACUUGUGCGUCCGAUCAUUUACCAUCUCUCUCGUACCUUCUCAGCUGAAGAACAGAGACCAAAAUGCAGAAGAUGGUCAACAAAAGAAGCUUGGAAUCAUCUUUGUCGUCUAAGUUGGGUGCCCCAUCCGAACUUCAGAUUCUUGUUUGUGGCGAGCCCUUCACAUCGAGUAAAGAGCUUCUAGCAGCAAAAUCAGCAAAACUAGCUGCUUUGUUCGAGGAAAAAGAUCCCUGCGAAAAUAUAUCUUCCUUCCUGCGAGACAUUUCUGCUGAUCCAAACACCUUUGAGCUUGUGGCAAGGUUCUGCCACGGGUGGGAAGUACAGCUUUCGACAGAAAAUGCAGUACCCCUCAUUUGCCUUGCUUUUUACCUGGAAAUGACUGAAACUCACAGCCCCAACAAUCUUCUGAAGAAGGCUAUUGAUUUUCUCGAAGAAAGAGUUCUCCCAAGCUGGAAUGAGACCAUCAGGGCCCUGCGACUCUCGGAGAAACUCCUUCAGCAAGCUGUGCAUCUUGGCCUUAUUGAUGCCUGUUUAAGUUCAAUCAUUGCAAAGGCACAAGUUGAACCCCACCUUCUCGGAAAGCCAAUUAAGUCCCAAAAUGGAUGAGAGCAGUGAGGGGAGGAAGAUGGGGAAUGUAGACCCAAUGCAAGGAGAAAGCUUUUUGUUCUUGACUGGCAAUCAGAGGAUUUAACAACUCUUCCUCUGCGAUUUUACGAGCUGGUCAUUAAAGCAAUGAACCAAAAAGGCGUCCCGCCAGGAUAUGUGGCUGCAUCUCUUUGCCAAUACGUGAAAAGAUGGAUUUGUUCCAGCCCAACAGGAGGGGAAACCAUGUCAAUAUGCAAGAGGAACUCUCAGAGGGAAGUAAUCGAAGCAGUGGAGAGACUCCUGCCUCACGAACCGAGGCUGCUUCCAUGUACUUUAUUGUUUCAUAUGUUGAACUCUGCAGUCACAUUGGAAGCGAGUGCUGACUGUAGAAAUGGAUUCGAGAUCAGGAUAGGUAGACAACUUGACCAAGCAACUGUGACUGACCUCCUAAUUCCCUUUCAGGGCUAUGCCACAGAAACACAAUACGACAUCGGUUGUGUCAAAAGGAUCCUGAAAAGUUUCUACAUGAACUACACUUGUUUGGAUGCAUCAGGUUUUAUCAAAGUAGCGGAUCUCAUUGAAGAAUUAUUGGCAGAAAUAGCAAGUGACGUGGACUUAGAGGUCAAUUCGUUUCUCGCCCUGGCUGAGAUGUCGCUUGCAGCAUCUUUAGAAAAUCAUACAAAUUCCGAUGGAAUAUACCACGCGAUCGAUAUUUACCUGGACAAGCAUAGAUUCUUGACGGAGUUGGAGAAAGAAGAGGUGUGUCAGGUACUGGACUUCCAGAAAAUGUCUCCCGAAGCGUGUGAACAUGCGGCGCGAAAUGAAAGGCUGCCGCUUAGGGUGGUUGUACAGGUGUUGUUUACUGAGCAGUUGAAGCUACGAGAAACAGUACGGUUUGGAAAGGAUGGAGAAGAAGAGGCAGAGGAAAAUGAAGGGAAGUUGAGCCGUACCGAGGAUGAGUUGAGGAUCGAAAUGGAGAGGGUGAACAGCAAGGUGAUGGAGCUUGAGAGAGAGUGCGGCAUGAUGAGGAAAGAGAUGGCGGACAGAAGCGGCGGCAGUCAUAAGUUGGAGAAGAGAGGGAAAGUUGGUAUGUGGGGAGAGAUAAAGAGGAAGUUUGGGUGCAUGAACAACAUGCACGAUUGUAGCUCUCAAGUGAAGAAGAAGAAGGUGCAUCCUAGGCAUCGCUAAUGGUCUUUUGAAUGUUUCACUUUUUGGGGUAAAAAUGUUUCUUUCGUUUCCAUGUAUAUAGUGGUUUCUUGCAUCCUCAACUGGGCUUAGUUACUAUUAUUCAACUGAUUGUGAUCCUGGUAGCGUUCGUUGGUUCGAAGAACUGUUCUUUGGAGGGAAUGUCAGGGCUAUUUGACAGCUUAACCAAGAUUAUUCAUGUGAACAACUAAGCUUUGUAGAAUUUCAUUAUUAAAUAAUUACUAAUUUGAGAUUCUCUCUUUUACCUAGAUA
Molecule: messenger RNA, 2174 nt
Organism: Eucalyptus grandis
Lineage: Eukaryota; Viridiplantae; Streptophyta; Magnoliopsida; Myrtales; Myrtaceae
Product: BTB/POZ domain-containing protein At5g17580
Molecular function (GO): protein binding
Source: RefSeq, a predicted model, not a curated record